GGAGGGGAGCAUUCACACCCCGCUGUCUGCGUUUAGCAGACGGGGCCCCCAGUCUCUCAGUGAAGCGGAGGGAGAUGAACGGUAACCCGUGCGCCCGCAGGCUGGCCCGCCGCUCCCGCUCCGCCUUGCUGCUCGCCGCCGUGUCCGUCCUGCUGAUCCAGACCCUCAUCGUGUGGAACUUCAGCAGCCUGGACUCCAGCGGCGGGGAUACAGGCGGCAGGAGCCGGGAGAAGAGGGACGACCGGACCGGGGGGUUCAACAAAGCCGAGAAGGAGCGCAUCCGGAGGGGGCUGCAGAGGAAAGACGAGCCGCAGCUGCUGCAUGGGAAGGCGGCUGUCCGGCACAAGCUGCUGCAGGCGGAUGUCCACUAUCCGCACCGUCUUAAAGAGAAACUCCGUCCGGACAGCAACAACAAUGAGAACUCUGUCCCAAAAGACUUUGACACCAUCGACAGCAACAGCAACCUUGGAGCGCGAUCGCAGCGCCAGCGACCACGAAAACUGGAAAAGAACCAAAGCAUGAUUGGGAAUGACGUCCUAAAGCAUGUUCCCAUCCUCCCUAAAGUUCACAACCAGACCCACAAUCAGAAGGCCCUCCCACAGCUUCUAACCCAUCCAGUGCCGGCUCCGGGAUCCAAUCAGGAUCCCCCCUUUUCUCAUACAAAGAGGCCAGGUUCACCUCCGUCGCCGCCGGGUCUGGAGCCAAACAAGGAGCAGCCACAGUGUGAAAUCAAUGGGAAAGAGGCCAUUUCUGCUCUGUCCAGAGCCAAGAGUCGGGAGUGCCGGCAGCAGAUAGUGGAGGUUUACUGCAAGCACAAAGAGGGGGCACUGAUUCCUGAGAAGGUCCCUCGUUACUGCCCUGUGGAAGGUAAGGCUAAUGUAAACAUUCAGUGGGAUGACGAUGCGACCCCCAAAGGCUCUCCACCGGUUCGCAUCGCCUUUGUUCUGGUCAUCCAUGGUCGCGCCUCACGUCAGUUUCAGAGACUCUUCAAAGCCAUUUACCACACGUCACACUUCUAUUACAUCCACGUAGAUCAGAGGUCAGAUUACCUCCACAGAGAGGUUCUAUCUCUGGCAGAUCAGUUCCCAAACGUCAGAGUGACUCCAUGGAGGAUGGCCACUAUCUGGGGUGGAGCCAGUCUCCUCACCAUGUACCUACGCAGCAUGGAUGACCUCCUCAAGAUGGCUGACUGGUCUUGGGACUUCUUCAUCAACCUCAGCGCUGCUGAUUACCCCAUCAGGACCAACGACCAGCUGGUGGCAUUCCUCUCCAGAUACCGCAACAUGAACUUUAUCAAAUCUCAUGGCAGAGACAAUGCUCGCUUCAUCCGUAAGCAGGGUCUGGACCGGGUCUUCUACGAGUGCGACACACACAUGUGGCGUCUUGGAGACCGCAAGAUCCCGGAGGGCGUAUCCGUGGACGGAGGCUCCGACUGGUUCCUGCUCAGUCGGCCGUUUGUGGAUUAUGUAGUGAAUUCCAGGGACGACCUGGUCAGCAACAUGAAACGCUUCUACGCCUACACGCUGCUACCAGCCGAGUCUUUUUUCCACACCGUUCUGGAAAACAGCGUCCACUGUGAGACCAUGGUGGACAACAACCUGAGGCUCACCAACUGGAACCGCAAGCUGGGAUGUAAGUGCCAGUACAAGCACAUAGUGGACUGGUGUGGCUGCUCUCCAAAUGACUUCAAGCCCUCAGAUCUGCCGCGAUUCCAGCAAGCCUCCAGGCCCACCUUCUUUGCCCGGAAGUUUGAGGCCAGCGUCAGCCAGGAGAUCAUCAGCCAGCUGGACGCCUUCCUGUUCGGAGCGUAUCCGUCCAGCACCCCGGGUCUCCAGGCCUACUGGGAGAACAUCUAUGACCAGGAGACGGACGGACUCUCCAGCCUGUCCGACUCCACUCUCAGCCACUUCCACGCCUUUUCCCGUAUGGGACUGAGCCGUGCCGCCGGGUCGCUGCAGGGACAUCCCAACGACCACAGCUGCAGGUACGUGGCCAUGAGCCACCCAACGUCUGUGCACCUCUACUUCCUGUCGGACCAGUUCCAGGGCUACCUGGUGCGUCACGUGGCCACCAACCGAGCCUCCACCCAAAUGGAGACCCUGGAGACCUGGGUGACACCCAAAGACCAUUUCACCCUGUCCAACCAGCCUCACACCAGUAACAGACUCCAGCACAUCCAGGUCGGGUCAGACUGGGAUCCAAAAGAGCGCAUCUUCAGGAACUGGGGGGGUCUUCUGGGACCCGAGGACGAGCCUGUAGCUGUGCAGCACUGGAGCCGAAGUCAGAGCAACCUGACUGCCACUGUGGUCUGGAUCGACCCCACCAACGUCAUCGCCGCCACCUAUGACAUCCUGGUGGACGCGUCCGCCGAGGUCACCCACUACCGGCCGCCUCUCACCGCGCCGCUGCGACCGGGCGUCUGGAAGCUGCGUGUGCUUCACCACUGGAACCUGCUGGGUCAGACCAGCUUCGUCGUUGCUCCGCUGGAGUUUCACCGACAGCAGCCCAUUCAGAAAGAGGAUACACUGCGGCUUCACGCCGGUCCAGCCAGGAAUGCCUACAUGGAGCAGAGCUUCCACGGUUUGAACCCGGUGCUACGGCUGCCGGUGAGUCUCAGCGCCGUGGAGGAGGCCGAGGCAAACUCCGCCCUGACGGGGGCGCCGCUCAGACGCUGGCUGGACGGCCUCCUGGCGGGCCACUGGUCCGCCUCGGACGUCUGCUCCCUUGGCCCCAGCGCCUGCCCCGUCAUGCAGCGAUGUCCCCUUACAGCAUGGAGCUCAGCCAGCCCUGACCCAAAAUCUGAACUGAGCAAACCCAGAGAGAACGGGCGGAUCAGGUAGCAGUGGGAUGGACGGAAAACGGAGAGAGACGGAUGAAGAAAGGCACCUUUGUGUCUGGUAUUUAUUUAUUUAAAGAUUCCAGGAACCGAAGAGGAGAAUCCAAACUCAGUCUGAUCCCACUUCAGUUUGGGACGGUGAGGCUGCUGAGCAGAGCGAAUGAAUGUCACAUCCAGAACCUCAUACCUCUUGUUGUUGAGUCUGAAGGAGCUGCCUCACAUGUUCACACUGAAAACAGCUGUGGAUGCUCGAUUUAAAGGAGCAGCUCAGAAAAAUCAGCCCCAAUCCAAACGUUUUAUUUCUUUAUUUGAUGUCGACCAUCAACAGAUGUUUAAACUCAACAAAAAUAUAAAUGCAACACUUUUUGUUUUGCUCCCAUUUUUUAUGAGAUGAACUCAAAGAUGUUUAACUUUUUCCAUAUACACAUUAUCACCAUUUCCACAAACCAGUCUAAAUCUGUGAAAGUGAACUUCUGCUGUGUGAUAAAACUGCAAUUUUCAGAGUGGCCUUUUAUUGUGUGCAGUGUAAGGCACACCUGUGCACUAAUCAUGGUGUCUAAUCAGCGUCUUAAUAGGGCACACCUGUGAGGUGGGAUGGAUAGGGUUAGGGUUAUCUCAGCAAAGUAGAAGUGCUCACUAUCACUGAUUUAGACUGGUUUGUGAACAAUAUUUCAGGGAAAUGGUGAUAUUGUGUAUGUGGAAAAAGUUUUGGAUCUUUUAGUUCAUCACAUAAAAAAAUGGGAGCAAAAUCAAAAGUGUUGCGUUUAUAUUUUUGGUGAGUGUAUAACUGGCCUUGAUGUAUUUCGCACAGUUCCUGAACAGCUUUGGGAUGUAUAGGGAGGAAUGUUUCAGUAGUAUUUCUCAGAGUUUAAGUGUGGAGCAAAGAAAAUUCAAGUAUUAAAAAAAAUCUUCCAUUUUAAAGGGAUAUAACUGUUACUUUUGUUUUUAAGAACAAGUGCUCCCUCUAGUGGCAUCGUACUGUAAAUUUGGACCACAUUAAGAAAGAAGGUUUUAAAUUUUUUUACAGACCAAAUGCUGUACAUGAACAAACAUUUUCCUUAAAAUAAUAUUGUUAUACAAAAAACAAGCUUUAUAAACCUCUGAAAAACUUUCAAAAAUGUUGCAGUUGGAGUUUAUAUUGUAAAUUUGUUUUUGUUCAGCACCAACAUUUCCUGUAAAGUUUAGAUGGACCCAGGAUUUGAUUUUGUUUUUUUCCUAUUUGUAUUUUAGAUGCUGAGUUGGACUCAAAUUAACUCAGUUAUGUGUUUUGCCCAUUUUACAUCUAAAGAAGAAGAUUGCUUCCUGUGAGCUUAGAAACAUUCUCCUCAUUAGUUAUCUUGGAGUGAAGUGUUAGUCAAUGGUAUGAACAUGAACAAAGCUUACAAAGUUAUUAUUAUUGGAUAUUUUAGACGUUAGACCUGAAUUGUAUACAUGGCUGAAAAUGCCGGAUGAUUGAUGGAUGCAGAAAAAUACAUUUUCAAUGGUUGGAUAAAUCACAGAUGAUUGAAUUUUUAGAUAAAAAUGAGAGGAAAUUGAUAGAUAUUUUAAGUUACUGGAAAAUAGAUUUUGGAUUACAAAUAUUUGCAUUCUUCUUUCUUUCCCUCUGCAUAUUAAUCCACACCUGAAAAUUCUCAACUCCAAUUCCAUCCUUUCUUCCAGACUGAGUAGGAACUGUUAUGGAUGUAAUUUAUCCCAUCAACCUCCUCAGCAACCACAGGUGUUUUCACAUAGAGUCCAGCUGGAGUCAGAGGGAGAAACUCCAUAAAAACAACAACUCAAACGUUUUUCUCUUUUCUCACUCAGAUGGUUUGCUGAAACAUUUUCCCAUUCUUUAUGAAAACACGAUCAAAUGUGAAGAACUACCACAGUUUAGGACAUUUUGUUGCCUAAUCACCACCUGCUGGCGGGACAUUUUUAUUUCAUUAUUAUCUAUUGAAAUAACAGUCCUCUGGUCAUAUCUGAUAAGCAGAUAAAAAGUGAAAAAAAAUCUUUCUUGUUGAAUAUUUUCUUAACAUGUCGAAGGUUUUUCUUCCUGUACUCCAGCUGCUCUGGUUUGUGUGAACUUCUGGGUUUUCUUUGUGCCAUUUUCAAAUCCUUCAGACUUGAAGUGAACCAAUCCUGAAAGGAAUUGAUCUUCAUAUUUCUUUUUAAUGUUUUCUCUCUGUGUUUCAAACAUUUAGGACCUGCUGGAGUAAUUUAUUUAUUUUUUUUCUUAGUAGUUCCUCAUCUGAAGAGAUUCUGUAUGUGCUUUCUAGGGUAAAAUAUGUGCCUUUGUUUCUGAAGGCUGAUUAAACUACUAAAUUUUAUUGAUCACAGAGGAACCAUCUUGAUGAAGCUGUGAUGUGCUUUUCUUUCCAUCAUGUCGUCUGAAAGAUGGGAGACUGGAUUCUUAUUGAGUUAAAUAAACACCUUUUAGUCUUCUCUGAUGAAGAAAUGUCUAAUUUUACAUUUUUAGUUCAGAAACUAUCUAAAUUUAUGCCUUUUUGCUGCUAAUUAUUUCCAUAAUCUUCCUGCUCCUCAAAAAGGAUAAAACUGAACAUCAAGGUCGCCCUCAUGUGGACAAACGGUGUAAAACUGACAACUUAAAACAUUGAACAUUUUAAAAUAUUUCAAUGAUCUGAUAUUUAAUGAUUAUGAUCUGAUGAAGGCAGCCCGCAUAUCUGUUUUAUGAAUGUUGAAUAAUCAAUUAUUCUGUUUUCUAUGUUGUGGAUCAGAAUGAAAGUUAAUUUAUUUUUACUAAAUCAAUUCAAAAACUGAGAGUAUUAUUUAAAUAAAUACACACAGAAUGUUGUAUUUCUAGCUCUAAUUUAUUUUGUUAUUGUUUUUUUUAUUUUAUUUAUAACUUUCAAAGAUGAAAAGCCAAAAUUCUUUUCUUAGAAAAUUAGAAUAUCAGACUAAUAAAAGAUUCUUUUAAUAAACUAUUGUGGGUCUAAUGAGUAGUAUUUUCAUGUACUAUACUGUAUCUCUGGUCAUUGCUGCAUCAAUGCUGUGAAACAUGCAGCUGAUCAACCUUCAGUUCUGCUAAGGUGUUGAAAGGGAUUAAUAGGCUUCUUCUUGACAAUACUCAAUGUUUUCCCUGCAUUAUUGAUCAGGGUCAGAAAAGCAGGUCCUGAGAGUUUAUGUAGUGUGAGCCACAGCCAAAUUGCACUUUCAAUUAAAGCUGCAUCUCAUAAUGUUUGUCAGCAAAGGAAGGAAAGAGUCUCCUUUUGGAACCACGUUCUUUCCUUUCACUCUUCUUUCCAUUAUAAUAUUGAAUAAAGCACUUU
Molecule: messenger RNA, 6102 nt
Organism: Cyprinodon variegatus (sheepshead minnow)
Lineage: Eukaryota; Metazoa; Chordata; Actinopteri; Cyprinodontiformes; Cyprinodontidae
Product: xylosyltransferase 1-like
Exons: 11
Coding region: 75-2840 (921 amino acids)
Biological process (GO): heparan sulfate proteoglycan biosynthetic process; chondroitin sulfate proteoglycan biosynthetic process
Cellular component (GO): membrane
Molecular function (GO): protein xylosyltransferase activity
Source: RefSeq, a predicted model, not a curated record